Molecule: messenger RNA, 2385 nt
Organism: Mollisia scopiformis
Lineage: Eukaryota; Fungi; Ascomycota; Leotiomycetes; Helotiales; Mollisiaceae
Exons: 3
Coding region: 195-2255 (686 amino acids)
Source: RefSeq, a predicted model, not a curated record
AUCCUUCGCCUUACUUUCAUGUACCGCCAGCAUCACCGCUCAUCGCCCUCUCAAUCUCAAACACCACGACGAACUGCUUCAUUGUCAUUGUUCGUGCAAUAACGUCGUUCGCUCAACAGCUGCAAAGCCGUUACAGCUACUCGCAACGUCGAAAGUACUCCUUCCUGUAACCAUCAGCAUUACAACAGCACAAGAUGUCGUCGAAUCUUAGAAUAGACACUUCUGCUUCUAUCAACGACAGUCGACUACAGGCUCUGUUAGCCAAGCAAGCAGAGUUCGAUGCCGCACAAGCACAACUUCAAGCCGAGAUAGCUUCUCUUAUGCCCUCAAGUACACCUUCGAUAUCAUAUCACCGAUCACCUAUACACAAACAGCAACAGCAACGCCGAAGUCAUGUCCCUCGAAGCAUGUCGAGCACUGGAGUUCCCUCCAUGUCGAGACAUUCAUCUUCUGACCGCAUCGAAUCAGUACAACAACGAAGAACGCUUUCCCAACGGUCGGCCACUUCAAUGACACGUACGAAUUCCAGAGGUACAUCGUCACAACAGACAGGCAACGUUCCCUUCACUCAACAUGGAGCAAUGCCACCGACCCUCAACACCGAGUCUCGUCGCCGAGAGCAUCCUGCCAUGAUGGCAUGGGCUCAAGAUCCACCUUUAACCUCAUAUACAUUCUCGCAUCAGCCAACACAACAAUCUCGGAAACCUGAACUGGAUCUGGUUCCUGAGUUAGAUCAUCUCGGAGAAGAUCCAGGUGAUUUCCUUUAUCGAACGUCAGGUACUCUGACACUACCACCGACUGUCUCGAUCACUUCAGCACGACAAAUAUCAUCAACAUCGAUGUCACAGCUUCAAUCAACCUCGAUGGCAUCGAUGCGAGACCCUUCGCAAAGUGCUCCCAGCCCCUACCAUCUACCAAUCCCUUCAACGCCAACUUCCGACUCACUCACGACAGCGACAACACUUACAAGCAGUAUGAGUCGACAAACUAGUCUGUGCACUGUGCCCGAGCCUCUGCUCGAAAGUAUUCAGAUGAUGAAGUUCAAUUCGAACGCGUCUUAUUCCUCUGAUGUUCAUGACGAUCAACCUAUGUAUGAUCAAGUUGCUCAUUUUCCAUCCUCUCAUCAUAGUCGUCGUUCCUCAAAUGAGGAGCAGUCUCAGCUUCUUGUUGGUGCUGGUGGUGCAAGUCACGAGUCACAAUUUUCACAUUCUUUGCAAAUGACAUCUUCUCCCUCUUAUGGUGAGAAGAUGGAGAAAUCCCAGUCGAAUGAAAGUACUUCUUCGUCAUUAUCGUCGUCGUCUCGAAAUGUCAAGCGUCUGCAGGACCAGAUCAAUCUGGCAGCUGCACGACCGCUCAAGCCCAAAGGUGGCAGCGAAGAUUCUACAAUGUCUCGCGAGAAUUCAUCACAAUCGAUGACACGACUUGAGUCAAAAGACGGGUCACAAGACAAAGUUGCUAUCUCGAAGCCUACUUAUCAACGACCAAAGCACGAUCGAGUAUUCUGUAAGCUAUGUGAUAGUCAUCAAGAAGGCUUUCGCGGCGAGCACGAGCUUCGAAGACAUCAAGAUCGAGAACACAAGUCGAUGGUUAAGAAGUGGGUUUGCAUUGAGCCAACAGAUGGUCAAAGCCAUCCCAAGCCAGUAUUGGCUCUCGCGAGGUGCAAAGCAUGUGCUCAACAGAAGAAGAAAUACGGCGCAUACUAUAACGCUGCUGCGCAUCUUCGACGCGCCCACUUCAAGCCUAAGGCUAAGGGUCGGGCAAAGAACAGCAAGGGUGACGACGCCGAGAAGCGCGGGGGAAAGGGAGGUGGAGACUGGCCACCAAUGUCUGAGCUCAAGUGCUGGAUGAAGGAAGUGGAGGAACAAGCAUCCGAAUUCCCUCUCAGCGAUGCUCAACAAGAGGCUGCCGAUGCAUCCGACGACGAAACACUCGAAGACGAUCAGUUCUACUCCCAACAAACCAUCUCAACUAUGGGCAGUAGCAUCGGUUUCGACACCCCCUUCAUCGCCGACAACUCACCAAUCCUCAACCUCUACCCGAACACAGUCAGCAACAACGACAUGUACGGCAUGCAAAUGUCUCUCGACCUGUCUGGUGCUGGGCAGACCCAGUGCAUGGAUCAAACCAUGUACACUGGGCCUACCCAGAACCUCUUUCCUUCUUUCUCUCACGAUUCUUUCCAGAAUGUGUUCUUCAAUAAUAACCCUUCUGUCUUUCCUCAAUACUCUGAUGAUCAGAUCCCUAGCUGGUCUUGAAUUAACACACUUUGUACACUCCUCUCUCUGAUCAUUCUCGAAAUGAUCUUUGAAAAAUCAUGUAUCCCCUUUUCUUAUUCUUUCAUGCAUAGGGUAUGGUAGUAAGGUUUAAAUUUUCUUAUUCAAAUUU